Molecule: messenger RNA, 4767 nt
Organism: Micropterus salmoides (largemouth bass)
Lineage: Eukaryota; Metazoa; Chordata; Actinopteri; Centrarchiformes; Centrarchidae
Product: TLR adapter interacting with SLC15A4 on the lysosome
Exons: 2
Coding region: 3567-4523 (318 amino acids)
Biological process (GO): regulation of toll-like receptor signaling pathway
Source: RefSeq, a predicted model, not a curated record
GGAGUAAAAUGCAUGUUGUGCUUGGAAGACACCACAGUAUUUUAAUUCCGGUUGAUUUGACCUCUGCUCAAGUUGCAAGGAAUUACAUGAUAUCAUCAAUCAUGAUGUUCUAAUGAAUUUGAUAAAGGUGUAAUUAAUCUCGACAGAUGCAACAGAACUCAUAAGAAAGUGAUAGAGAUGUCAAUAAGGCUUAAUUUGUACACACUGACAUCUGCGUGGGUGUACCAUGGAUGUGUGCAGGGGCUUUAAGCAUAAUCAGGCACUGUUUUUGAGUAAAUAUAUUUAAAUUACUAUGCGUCUCUUAUCCUGAGUGGUGGAAGAAAUAUUCAGAUCCAUUAUCCAAGAAAGGUUCAAAUCAAUGUCAACUUUGCUUGGUUGAAGAUACUCAAAGACGAAGAUGCCUCUCACCCAAGAGGCUUCUUCAGUUUUGAAUAACUGGCAGGGAGUCCCAGUUAUUUAACCUCUGUGCGGUUGUUAUCAAGUUUAUGUUGCAACAACAGUUGUAAUGGUCGUUGGAGGCACCUUAGGCCAAGUCUGUACAACCUGUCACAUGGGGCCAAAUGUGAAUGUUUGUGUAAUCUCCAUGGAAGGGAUGAAAGGACAGCGUUGUAUGUGGGGGAUAGGUGGCGCCUCAGCCCCUCUGCCCGUUGAGAGGUGGUUUCUCUACUCUGGUGUUAAUGGUUUCUUUCACUCUUCUUUUAAACAAUCUUUCCUCCCUAUCUAGAAUAUGAACGUUGUUCUCAAAAGAGUGUCCCUUAUCCUUUAGAUGUAAGUAAACCGCUGAGUCAUGACCUGAGGAGUUGGCUUGUCUUUGUUGAGUCAUGGUUGUGGGCAUUUGUUAGUAUGUUAUCAGCUCUGUGGUGUGGGGUCCUGGUUACUCUUCAAUGUGUGUGGCACAGUGUAAGAAAGCCUGAAACUGUUGUUGCUGACAUCCUCUUGUGUGAAUUUGAUGCUACUGUCCACCGAGUCAAUGUGUUCUGUAAAGGCUUGCACUUCCUGGGUUUUAAUUUUGACCCUUUUGUCAUCCACAUAUGUGUACCAGUGGCUCUUUGCUGUUCCUCUGAAGGAGGAGUUUUAUAUAAUAUAUCAUUGGCUAAUUAUUAUUAAUGCCUUGACAAGCAAGCUACAAUUUUUAUACGUUGUAGCUCGUCACGACGGGAAUACUUUUGCUAUCUUCUGUUGGGUUGUUUUAAGUAAAUCAGUACAUCAUAUUUAUAAAAUCAUCUUAUAUUUUGCACAUACAAACUUACAGCACUUGAGUAAAUCUGCUUAGUUUCUCCAGCAUUCUACUUUCUACCAUCUACUUUCUUUUGUCACCAUAAAGAAGAUUUCAAACUCACCUAUGAAGUCGACAUCUGCAUGUCCAUCAUCCAGAUAUGGUUUGCGCAUUGGCUCACUGUCACAGCUGGCGAUGACUGCAUCAAAGAACUGCAAAGUGUUCUCCUCGUCGGGGGCUGGAGGGGCGGACGGUUUGGCUCUUGAUAUCUGUGGUUAUUAAAUGGGAGAACAUUUGUCUUUGAUAUUGCCUGCCAUGUGUUCUGGGAAAGAUGAUAUAAGCUUACCGGUUCUUCCUUUGUAGGAGGCGGCGGGGGUGCGGGCUUCUUCUUGGAGGACACUGUGGCCAUGGUAUCAUUACUUUUCAAGUUACUCACACUCUUUGUGUAUUGUCGUCUCAGAGCCACCAGCGCCUCCAAGUACUCCAGGCAGUUCUGAUUGUGAGAGUAGAGCCAUAUCCUGUCCUCUUGUCUCUGAUAAUAGUACAAGGUCGACUCGAUGCUCACUGUACUUUUGCUUCGUUUCAAAGUUGAGCCUGCAGCUGCCUGAGUUUUCUCUCCCACCACGAGCAUGGAGGUGCUGCGUACCAGCCUGACGGUGCAGGCAUUGUGGUAGUCCUGUUCGCACCGUAACCCACCACCAUCACGCGAUCUGUGUCCAUGAUGGUUAGGACGGAACACGUUAUUAAUCUUUCUGAACAUUCCUCUAAGCUGAGUCUUUCAGGGUUACAGGCUUGUCCUUAGAUUCCUUAGUGUUUGUGAAACUUCUGUCCAUAUUCGUCUCUUCAGGCCAGCCAGUAUUUCUGAAAACAAACAAAAACUUGACUGGAGCUGUUCACUGCUGUCCAGGGUGCUGAAGUUACCAAACAGCUACUCUAUUGUGGCACAAAAGCAGGACUGAGUCUCUUGCCUAACCUGAUCUCAACAUUGCUGUAGCAACGGGUCGGUAACUCUACACUUUGUGCUACUGUUACUCCUGAGCAGCAGCCCUGUGUCAGAUAUCCUGACUCAUACGUGACUUAGUGGACAACAACAGCCAGCAAUCCAACAAACUCUGGGCUUUAAAUUGUAAUGUUAAUAAAUUCUUUUUUAGACAGGACAGGAAAACUAAGCUAAGCUGUGGAUGGGUUAAACUGUUCCAAUUUCUGUCUUUAUAUGAAAACUACAGAUCAAAAUAGGUACUAUUUGAAUUGUCGGAAUAACCUGGAUGGUGUAACAAACUUAUAAAGUUCAUGUUGACUAAUGUCGAGGUUUCUUCACCUAAUUAAUAAUAAAAUAUGUUGUCUCGUGUUUCAUGCGCUUCUAUUGUUGGGCUUCCCUGCUGCAAGUGGAGAAAGUCUGAGUUCAAGAGUCUUAACUGAAGCAAGUCAUAUAUGCAUACAAAGUACUUUCAUCUCAGAUGAAUCCUGGUCAUAAACAUAGCCUGAACGUUUCACCAGGUAACUGAUUUAGAUCUCUCCAUGUUUUUCCUGUGAAAGAGAUAACAUUUCACAACUGGUAAAAUAAAGUAUAUCCCAAGGUCUCAGACAAAGUUACUUGGAUAGUUCAACAUUAAGUUUCAAGGAGGAAAUGAUGAGUUGUGGUUACAUAACUGAGCAUGAAGUCACACUCCUGCUUUGGCAGGGGCACAGAUAACAGGAGGAGCAAGGCUAGGAGCUCCUAACUGUCCUCACAGAGAGGUAACUGAGGAAUUUGUGGUAGGGCCUAUCAGAAAACGAAAACAGGAAUUGGUACUUGUCAAACUCUCUGUUUCCUGAUAUUUUACCAUAUUAAAUAUGGCUGUUUUUCUGCUUAAAAUCACACCUGUUUCUUUUACAAGGAAACAAAACUUCUGUGGUUUCUUUUUGUAGCUUAUUUUAUGUUUUUAAGAAUAGAACAUCUGCCAUUUCACUUCCUGGCAACGAGACAAAGUAAUGCAGAGGUAGGUACUUUCUUAAGUAAGGCUGUAGAUGAAUUUACAUAAGUAAGAACUUGAGGGGAAUAUGUUCAGCCUGUCUGUAAGAUGUCUGCAAGAUGAUGUGUUGAAAUAUAUAUACAGGAUUUACACAGCUGCAGCACAGGUUUGCAGAAUUGGGAAAUUUAUACCACUUCCUCUUGGGGUGGUAUAAAACAAACCUCGCACAUGAAUGCACACUGUUAAUCAUGCAGAUCUACAGUAUACAUUUUUGGUAGGCUAUAUCGGCAGAAAAUGCAGUGUUUAUAAGAAGUUCUCUACUGUGAUAAAGACUGUGGGAGGACACAGUGCACCCUCAGGUGAAAGCCGACUGAGAGACUUUGAUUGUGGUCGAAGCCAUGCUUUGUGAAGGCAGAUUGUUGAGCAUGACCUAUGGUGAAUUGGAGUUGUUGGAACCCCUCCCACCUCAGAAGGCUCUCCAGAGUGCUUAUGGGCUGCCGAGAACACCUGCUACCCUCAUGGCAGGCUCCACCAGACACGCUCUACUCAUUCAUCAUAAUUCCCCCGUGCAGACAGACUGUGCAGACAACAGGAGUGCUUCAUUGGAGUUGCACAUUUCUCCACUGCAGUCCUUGGAUUUCCACAGAGUCCAGCCAGGCAGACAGAUCUCUUCAGAGAUAGAGAUCCCAGCUCAGGCUCACUCAGGGGGUGAUUCCCCAUUCUUGGUUCCUUCCUUCUGUCAGAGCAUCUGCCAAAAUUACAGCGACCUCCAUAUUGGAGGCGACCAGGUGCUGCCUCUUACAGCCAAUGAUGGUGAGCUCCGGCUCUGUACUGAUGCACAGGCUGUUGGACCCUUCCUCCAGUCCUGUGAUGUCCCUCCAGCUGUGGAGGAUUCUCCCCCAGGAAAGACAUCUCAGGGUGGACUUCCCCAUCCACCGAGGGGAGGUUCAAAUCGCUGGAGAAUGGGGAGUGGCCGUGAUCGGAGCUUUUUGUUCCAGGGGCGUGAAGGUCCAUUCUCCAACUCUCUUCUAAAUCACUAUCUUGAGCAGAAGCUCUUGGAUUUGUACCAGCAAUACAUGAUGGAGAACAUGGCCAGAGAGCGGGGCCCUGGUUCGGAUUCUGACCCGGGCCCAAUUUGCCCUCUGCUGGGCUCAGAGCUAGUCCUGACAAGCCUAGACCAGAUCACUUUGCAGCUGAGCCGGGAAGGGAACUUGGAGGCUGGCAUGGCUAAGGACAUGGUCCUCAGUUGCCUGCUGCGAGUGGCUGGUGACAUGCAGUCAAGUGAGAUCAGCACUCCCUUCCUGCAGUUUUCGAAUGAGUCAUCCAGGGAGCAGCUCACAGAGAAUGAACAGUAACCCCAAUGUCAACGGUCUCACCAACCACUUCUCCCUUUUGUUUUAGUUCAAUCACCGGCAAUUAAGAUGAAACUGAUGACGGCAUUUCAUUAAUUUUCUUAAUUUAUAAGCUGUUGUGAUUAGCAAUUACCAGGAGAGUGUGCUAUACUUAUGGUAUGGUAAUAAAAACAGUUAGAGUAUGCGCAUGUGAUAUGCUGUUGUCACUUUCUAAAAGGACAAUAAAAAUAGGAACUGAAAAUUCAAA